AUGACGUCAAAUAAAAAGUUCAUACUCAUUACUGGCGCGAAUUCGGGAAUUGGGUACGAUACGUCGUACAUCCUCGCCAACGCCUCAGCAGAUAACCAUGUCAUCAUGACCGCCCGUUCAGAAACCAAGGGCCGCAAAGCUCUACUUGAAAUCGAAGCUCGCAAACCGGCUGGUACGCUGAGCUUCGUCGAGCUUGACAUUACCUCUGACGACUCCAUCAAAGCGGCCGCGGAGCAAUUGGCAGUGAGAUUCGAUGCUAUCGAUGUCUUGGUCAACAAUGCCGGCAUCUAUAGCCAUGACGGGCCUGUCUCACGCGAACACCUCCAAGAGGUCUUCAACACCAACGUAUUUGGCGUAAUGUUAUUGACGCAGGCUUUGGAGCCCUUACUGAAGAAGUCUGUCGACCCUCGAAUCAUCAACGUUUCAUCUUCGCUUGGCUCCAUCAACCUUCGAAUGGACAAGUCCAUCAGGGAGUACCAUGUGACUGGCGAGGUCUACCGCAUGAGCAAGGCGGCCCUCAACAUGUUGACCGCAUCUCUGGCCUACCAGUACAGAACUUGGGAGCAUCCUGCCAAGGUUUGGGCAUUUGACCCUGGAUAUGUCGUUACCAACCUGGCAGGAGAGGGCGACAGACAGAACAAAAUCAACAACGGUGCAGAGUCGGCAGAAACCAGUGCCCAGGGAAUCUUGGAGAUGAUCCGCGGAGACAGAGAUGGAGAAAUGGAUCGAUUUGUAGCAAAACAGGCUAAGGUGCACCCUUGGUGA
Molecule: messenger RNA, 765 nt
Organism: Verticillium alfalfae VaMs.102
Lineage: Eukaryota; Fungi; Ascomycota; Sordariomycetes; Glomerellales; Plectosphaerellaceae
Product: short chain dehydrogenase
Exons: 2
Coding region: 1-765 (254 amino acids)
Source: RefSeq, a predicted model, not a curated record